Gekko japonicus is the source of this 1927-nucleotide messenger RNA. It is a transcript of the gene PHYHIPL, whose product is annotated as phytanoyl-CoA 2-hydroxylase interacting protein-like. The transcript is spliced from 5 exons. Bases 80 to 1072 code for a protein of 330 amino acids. The record is from RefSeq and is a predicted model, not a curated record. Gene Ontology annotation, cellular component: cytoplasm. Gene Ontology annotation, molecular function: protein binding. Lineage: Eukaryota; Metazoa; Chordata; Lepidosauria; Squamata; Gekkonidae.
GAAGGAUCCACCAUCAGGAGAAGAAAGAUCUCUCGCUCAACCAAUCUGGAACAAAUCGCAAGACAGUGGGAUUGCAGAGAUGGAGGAGCUCCCGGUGCCCCACAACAUCAAAAUCAGCAACAUCACCUGUGACUCCUUUAAGAUUUCAUGGGAGAUGGAUUCUAAAUCCAAGGAACGCAUCACACACUACUUCAUUGAUCUAAAUAAGAAAGAGAACAAGAAUUCCAACAAAUUUAAGCACAAGGAUGUCCCCACGAAGCUCGUUGCAAAAGCCGUUCCUCUGCCAAUGACGGUCCGCGGCCAUUGGUUCCUGAGCCCAAGAACUGAGUACACGGUAGCUGUCCAGACCGCCUCAAAGCAAGUGGAUGGUGAUUACAUGGUUUCAGAAUGGAGUGAAAUCAUAGAGUUUUGCACAGCAGAUUAUUCAAAGGUCCACUUAACACAGCUUUUGGAAAAAGCGGAAGUGAUUGCGGGACGCAUGCUGAAAUUUUCAGUCUUUUAUCGGAACCAGCACAAAGAAUACUUUGAUUACAUCAGAGAGCAGCACGGAAAUGCGCUGCAGCCUUCUGUCAAGGAUAACAGCGGCAGCCAUGGCUCUCCGAUCAGCGGGAAGCUGGAAGGCAUCUUCUUUAGCUGCAACACCGAAUUCAAUACCGGGAAGCCCCCGCAAGAUUCACCGUACGGAAGGUACCAGUUCGAGAUUGCAGCAGAAAAACUGUUCAACCCGAACACUAACUUGUACUUUGGGGACUUCUACUGCAUGUACACGGCCUACCACUAUGUCAUCCUCGUCUUGGCACCCGCCGGAUCGCCGGGAGACGAAUUCUGUAAGCAGCGCCUCCCUCAGCUGAACUUGCAGGACAACAAAUUUCUGACCUGCACCGAAGAAGACGGAGUCAUGGUUUACCACCAUGCGCAGGAUGUAAUCUUGGAAGUGAUUUACACCAACCCUGUGGAUAUCUCCCUUGGCACCGUUUCAGAAAUUACCGGUCACCAGCUAAUGAGCUUGUCGACCGCAAAUGCCAAGAAAGAUCCCAGCUGCAAGACCUGCAACAUCAGUGUUGGACGUUAAUUUCAAAAUCCCUUCCCUCCCCCUUCCUUAGGAGCCUUCUCCAUCGCCUCAUCCCCAUUGCCAGCCAUUCUCAUCCGACGCAUGCAUAAUGCCGUCCUCUCCAAAAGCAGACACCCAGUGAUCAGAUUCUUCAACAGCAUUCUUAGGGUGGAACUACAGGUUAUGGCCAACACAGGGCAGUCCCUUCUACGUGGCAUUCUAUGUCAAGUUUACCCCUCUCCUCUGCAACUUACCCAAAGUUGUGGUGCCUUCAUGUUAAGACAGUUCCCUGACCGUGUUCCAAACCAUUUGGCAAAGCGUGCUGGGAAAAUGCACAUGACGACAUCACCACUGCGGCAAGGGCACCCAAAUAUUGCCGGGAGGGGAAGGGAGAACCGAACAUAGGAAUGCCAUUUUCAGCAGCCGCCUUGUCAACUUUAGCAUGCAGCUGUGCCCUCGGUACUUCCGCCCCACCUUCCGCCCCCUUCUGGUCCACCAGUGCUUUUCAACUGUUAGAAAUCUCGACUCUUUCUCUAUAGCAACCAUUUAUAUACCUAGAUGCUGCAAUUGGUGUUUUAAAAUCUCUUCCCUUUUUUUUUCUCUUUCUCUCUGUCUCUCUCUCUCCAUAUUGCCAAAUGUAACAAAUCUAUAUAAAACAGCUUUAGCAAAUAAAACUACAGGCUUCUAAAUGGUGUUUAAAUAUGUAUUCAUUUUAAUCUACUGAACAACUUAACUGGGGAAUCUCCAAACAGCAUGAAAGGUUGUAAACUGCAGCAUGACGUAACUCUUCGCAGCCUAGAAGUAUGUCAGCACCUCCAACGUGUUGUUUGACAGUGUUAUUUAUGUUAUUUAUAUUAGCUAACAGGAAACAACAGC